UUGCAGGUAAAGGAGUUUACAGUGAACCAGUCGGCCGGGGCUAUAUUACAAGAAAAGACAGUAAAAGUUAUUGAAAAGUUGUUGUCAGAUCGGAAGGAUGUCGUCAGGUGCACUGUUUCCCAGUCUGGUGUCGGGCUCUCGGAGCUCAUCCAGUAAAUAUCUUGUUGAAUUCCGGGCUGGCAAGAUGACCUUAAAGGGCAGCACGGUGACGCCCGACAAGCGCAAGGGUAUGGUCUAUAUCCAGCAAACGGACGACUCACUCAUCCACUUCUGUUGGAAGGACCGAACAUCCGGCAAUGUAGAAGACGAUUUGAUCAUUUUCCCGGAUGAUUGUGAGUUUAAAAGAGUGAAUCAAUGCACUACAGGACGUGUGUUUGUGCUGAAGUUUAAGGCUGGUUCAAAGAGGCUUUUCUUCUGGAUGCAAGAGCCCAAAACGGAUAAGGAUGAGGAAUACUGUCGUAAAGUGAAUGAGUAUCUGAAUAACCCCCCCAUGCCAGGGGCUUUGGGCAGCGGGGGCAGCAGUGGUCAUGAGCUGUCAGCUCUCGGAGGAGAGGGUGGCUUGCAAAACCUCCUGGGUCACAUGAGUCAUAAUCAGCUCAUGCAGCUGAUUGGACCAACAGGACUGGGUGGGCUCGGAGGUCUGGGAGCUCUAGGAGGACCAGGUUUGGCCAAUCUGUUAGGGAGUGGAGGGCCUGCCACCAGCAGUUCAUCCUCCAGUUCCCGUAGCCAAUCAGCAGCUGCCACGCCAUCCUCUGGCUCUGCUGCCCGCCUUAGCUCUGCCCAGGCUCCCACCACGCCCGUCACUCCUGCUGCCAACACCGCCGGCUCACCCACACUGACCCCUACGACCCCUGCGUCUGCCCAAACCCCCUCAGUGCCUGCUGCUGUUGGCAGCCCUGCCCAACCAAUCCAGCUUAGCGAUCUUCAGAGUAUCUUAGCAACCAUGAACGUGCCUGCGAUGGCCCCUGAGGGGCAGGGAGUGGACUUGGCGAGUGUGUUGACUCCAGAUAUAAUGGCUCCUAUCCUGGCUAAUGCAGAGGUGCAGCAGAGGCUGCUCCCCUACCUCCCUUCUGGGGAAUCUCUACCUCAGAGUGCAGAAGAGAUCCAGAACACACUCACCUCCCCUCAGUUUCAGCAGGCAAUGAGCAUGUUCAGCAGUGCGUUGGCCUCAGGACAGUUGGGUCCUCUUCUGAACCAGUUCGGUUUGCCUUCUGCUGCGGUGGACGCAGCCAAUAAAGGAGAUGUGGAAGCAUUUGCUAAAGCCAUGGAGGGAAGUGAAAAUAAGCAGGAUGAUUCUGGAGAUCCCAAAGACAAGAAGGAUGACGAUGAGGAUAUGAGUUUGGAUUAGUGUGACAAGCUUUGCUGUAUUUGCCAACAGUUGCUUUUUUUUUUUUUUUUUCUUUUUUGCUGUUUCACACAUUCUGUCAAUCCUCUGUGCUGGUCUGGAAUGUAUACUUGUAAUCAACUCUCGCUAUACUUUUGUUUUGUAAGCUUAAAGUUUAACAAAUAAACACUCAGUGAACUCUUAGUUUCUUUGGAAACUUGAGCUACUAGUGGAUUAGUUA
This is a messenger RNA of Chanos chanos (milkfish), 1565 nucleotides long. It is a transcript of the gene adrm1, whose product is annotated as ADRM1 26S proteasome ubiquitin receptor. Gene Ontology annotation, molecular function: endopeptidase activator activity; proteasome binding. The record is from RefSeq and is a predicted model, not a curated record. The transcript is spliced from 10 exons. NCBI's taxonomy places the organism in Eukaryota, Metazoa, Chordata, Actinopteri, Gonorynchiformes, Chanidae. The coding region runs from base 98 to 1348 and encodes 416 amino acids. Gene Ontology annotation, cellular component: nucleus; cytoplasm; proteasome regulatory particle, lid subcomplex.